Lipotes vexillifer (Yangtze River dolphin) is the source of this 1955-nucleotide messenger RNA. It is a transcript of the gene FAM149B1, whose product is annotated as family with sequence similarity 149 member B1. The transcript is spliced from 14 exons. NCBI's taxonomy places the organism in Eukaryota, Metazoa, Chordata, Mammalia, Artiodactyla, Lipotidae. The coding region runs from base 198 to 1955 and encodes 585 amino acids. The record is from RefSeq and is a predicted model, not a curated record. Gene Ontology annotation, biological process: cilium assembly; protein localization to cilium.
ACUUCCGGCUCCACGGGGAAGCAAGGAGAGCGGGAGACUAGGGAGGUGGGGAUCCUGUGGGAUUGACGGCUCGGAGUCUAAGAGACGGGGCGUGACGGGGCCGGAAGGUGGCGAGAGGGAGCCGACCCGGGAGGGCCAGGCCAGAGGCCCCCAAGCUGGCUUGCCCGCCCCGGCCGCGGCUGAGGAGGAAGAGGAGGAUGAUCUCCAGAUACACUCGGAAGGCGGUGCCACAGAAUUUGGAGCUGAAAGGAAUAACAAAACAUUCUCUUAAUCAUCAUCCUCUUCCAGAGCAGCUGGACGCGAUUUCCUCUACCAAUGACAGCCAUGAAAACGACAUAAGUUCCCAAAGUGAGUCUGACAUCACACAAGAAUCACCUUUUACAUCAGCUGACACUGGGAAUUCAAGGUCUGCUUUUCCAAGUUAUACAGGCACAGGGAUCUCUACUGAAGGCAGCUCGGACUUCUCCUGGGGAUAUGGUGAACUUGAUCAAAAUGCCACUGAAAAAGUCCACGCAAUGUUCACAGCCAUUGACGAGCUCUUGUAUGAGCAGAAGUUGAGUGUACAUAUUAAAAGUCUACAAGAAGAGUGCCAACAGUGGACAUGUAGCUUUCCUCACCUCAGGAUUCUGGGUAGGCAGAUAAUCACUCCAAGUGAAGGUUAUGGACUGUAUCCUAGAUCCCCUUCUGCUGUUUCAGCUUCACAUGAGGCAACUCUGUCUCAAGAAAGAGAUUCUACUAUAUUUGGUAUUAGGGGAAAGAAGUUACAUUUUUCAUCUUCAUAUGCUCCUAAAGCAUCUUCCAUUGCCAAAUCCCCUAGCUUGUGUUCUAUGGAAAGAGAAGAGGAAGACUGUAUAAUCUUCUCGGAAGGAAUAAUAGAGGAAUACCUAGCAUUCGACCACACAGAUAUGGAAGAGGGGUUUCAUGGAAAGAAAUCAGAAGCAGCUACAGAGAAACAGAAAUUAGGGUACCCACCCAUUGCUCCAUUUUACUGCAUGAAAGAGGAUGUCCUUGCUUAUGUGUUUGACGAUGUGUGGAGCAAGGUCCUAAGCUGUAUGGAGCAGCUGACACAUAGUCACUGGGAGGGAUUUGCUUCUGAUGAUGACAGUAAUGUUGCAAUCACCAGACCAGCUUCAGAAAGCCCCUGUGUGCUGAAUGCACCACAACCUUUGGUCUUACCUCGAGUGCCACAGUCUAAGGUGCUGUCCAUCACCUCAAAUCCGAUGAGUCUCUGUCAAGCAGCAAGUGGUCAUCAGCCAAAUGUGAAUGGUCUCUUGGUUCAUGGGAUGCCUCUACAGCCAAGAAAUCUCUCCCUAAUGGACAAGCUCCUAGAUCUUGAUGACAAGCUACUUAUGAGGCCUGGGUCCAGUACCAUCCUUUCAACUCGAAAUUGGCCAAAUCGAGCCCUGGAGCUUAGUACAUCAUUCCUGUCAUAUACAGUGCAGUCCGCCAGGAGACGCAAUCCCCCACCACGUACCCUUCAUCCCAUCAGCACAAGCCAUUCACGUGCUGGAACACCAAGACCUAUGGAAGAAAUACUCAGAGGAUCCCGAGUCCCAGUGGUGGCCAACUCACUCUCCUCUCCCUCACCACUGCCCCUGAGUCGAAAUAAUCUGCUGCCACCUAUUGGCACAGCUGAAGUGGAACACUUGAGUACUGUGGGGCCACAAAGGCAAACGAAAACCCAUGGCGAUUCCAAUCGAGCUCGAAGUGCAGCGGUGGAUGAGCCUAACCAUCAGCAGCCCCACGAGAGGCUCCUUUUACCAGACUUCUUCUCCAGGCCCAACACAACUCAGUCAUUUUUGCCGGACACACAGUAUCGUCGUUCAUGUGCUACUGAGCAUCCUCAUCAGGCCCGACCUGGUAGGGGAUCUGCAGGAACAGGUCCUCAGUUACAUGGAUCUACAAAAUCUCAAAACAGAGGUGGACCUAUCACUAGAACCAGGCAGGGACCAUAG